GUUACCCUGUUCGGAUAGGCCUUUGACGAUACACUUCCUUCCCUUCUCUCCCUUCCCAUCUUCAUCUUCAAGACACCCAGUCCGGUCAACACCACCCCGUCGACAAAAUGUCUACCGCUGAGCUCGCUGUCUCCUACGCCGCUCUGAUCCUUGCCGACGAUGGCAUUGAGAUCACCGCCGACAAGAUUCAGACUAUCCUGACCGCCGCCAAGGUCCAGGAGGUUGAGCCCAUCUGGGCCUCCAUCUUCGCCAAGGCUCUCGAGGGCAAGGACGUCAAGGACCUCCUGACCAACGUUGGCUCUGCUGGCCCCGCCGCCGCCGGUGGCCCCGCUGCUGCCGGUGGUGCUGCUGCCCCCGCUGAGGCCGCCGCUGAGGAGAAGGAGGAGGAGAAGGAGGAGUCCGACGAGGACAUGGGCUUCGGUCUGUUCGACUAAGCGCCUUCACCGUCCCGAAUUUGAAGUCGUUUCCUUUUUGCUCUUUCCCUCAUCUUUUAUUCCGCCUCCGCCUCAUGGCUUCCUCGACGAUUCUCUCUUGUACUCGAUACUCCACGACCCCUGCUACGAAGAUCCAAAUCACGGGGAAGAAAAAAAAGAAAAUAGCAAAAGAUUCAAACGGACAUGGACAUUCAAUGGAGACUGGGUGCCCGGGCUACCCCCGAUUCACAAAGUGACGGGAUUAGACCCGGUCGGUUGCCGAUGUGAUACCGAAACUAGUGUUGCUUCCAGGAUUAUAGGGGAAAUUGAAGACAGACGUUUGGCACACCUUUUUUUCUGAUUUGUCCAUGGCCGUGACGUAAAAGUCCGGUCUGGCAGGUGUAGAGAUGCAUGCUGUGUUUCCAUGCUUUUCCCCCUGCUCGAUGAUCUAGCUCUGUUCAUGUCCUCUCUCAUGCGACCAUGAACAAAAGAAUUAUCUUUGUGAU
Molecule: messenger RNA, 919 nt
Organism: Penicillium subrubescens
Lineage: Eukaryota; Fungi; Ascomycota; Eurotiomycetes; Eurotiales; Aspergillaceae
Gene: rpp1
Product: ribosomal protein P1
Exons: 4
Coding region: 108-434 (108 amino acids)
Biological process (GO): translational elongation; cytoplasmic translation
Cellular component (GO): ribosome; cytosolic large ribosomal subunit
Molecular function (GO): ribonucleoprotein complex binding; protein kinase activator activity; structural constituent of ribosome
Source: RefSeq, a predicted model, not a curated record